ACAACCCCUCGACCGGAUCCUUCCAACUCCUUUUCCUUCCGACUAUUCAUUCAACCACGACUGUCUCGCCCAUUCGAGAGAAUAAAUCUUCGCUGACCCCUCCCGUUAUCAACUCUCUUCCCUCGCCCCCUUGGGAUAUAUCGGGCGCGUAUUCCAGUGUCAUUCACCAUAUCGGAUUCGUGAUGUCUGUCGCCAGUCUGACGUCGGCGCUGCCCGCGAAGCGCGACACGCAAACCGACCCGAGCGACAGCCGGUCCCUGACCUACCACGUGUCCGACUUCAGUACGGGGUGCUCUCCAGGCGGCUGCGUCUACAAUUUCAAGGUUCACGGCCUCGAGUCCGAGAAUACGCCUCCUUUCGACACGACCUGCUCGGGCAAGACCACGGAGAAGGAAUACCAGCCCUGCGAAGACCCGAACAUCAAGUCUCUACUGACGCCUGGGCUCUACCCCAACUGGAACAUCAAGGUCCAGCACCACUGGCAGACGGCCCCGUUUGACGAUCACUGGACUCGUGGCGAGAAGAACAUCACGUCCAUGGACAAGGACUUUGACAUUCCCGUGACGAAGCCGUUUGGAGUUUCUUAAGGAGGAAGAAACUGGAUGAAGAGGAAGAAGAAGAGGCGAUACCACCCGCUUGAUGCGACCACUCGUUUAUUAUUAUUAUUAUCAUCAUCAUCAUUCUUAUUCUCGGCCUCUUGACUGAGGUGACCAUAAUUAAUGCGAGCGGAUUGGCGUUCUUCAACGAAUGCCCCCGCACAGAAUUUCGAUUCUGUCUGUUUGUC
Molecule: messenger RNA, 784 nt
Organism: Aspergillus campestris IBT 28561
Lineage: Eukaryota; Fungi; Ascomycota; Eurotiomycetes; Eurotiales; Aspergillaceae
Exons: 2
Coding region: 183-587 (134 amino acids)
Source: RefSeq, a predicted model, not a curated record